AUGAACAUUAUUUUGCUCCUUGUGUUUAUUGUCCUAUUCAUCAGCGUCUAUGCAAUCCAUUGUAUAUCUCACCCAAAGCCAUGUGGAUACCCUCCAUCCCAAUGGUGCAGCUCUCUUGAGAUUGCCAUAGAGUGUGGGGUACGGAAACAAUGUAUGGAACUAAACACGACUCGACCGGACCCGGUGGUUCCUCUCGUUGAUGUCACUCUCUACUAUGAGAGUCUGUGUCAAGGGAGCAGAGCUUUCCUGACAGAACAACUCUUCCCAACAUGGACUUUACUGAAAGACAUCAUGGAAGUCAAUCUGGUGCCCUUCGGCAAUGCUACCGAGAUUCCUGAAGAGAAAUCAUUCAUUUGUCAACAUGGCGAGCCAGAGUGUUAUGUUAACAAGAUAGAGGCAUGUAUUUUACAUGAAGCUGGUCACUCGGCAUUCCACGUCAUUUACUGCAUGGUGUCAUCUGCAGAUGUGCUAAAGUCUGCAAAGUCUUGUCUGGAACAAUGUGCGCCUUUUGUGAAAUGGGCGACAAUUGAGUCAUGUGCCGUGGGAGAUCUUGGCCAUAGGUUGAUGCAUGAGAACGCAAUGAAGACACAAGCGCUUAAACCGGAACACACUUAUGUGCCAUGGAUCACCUUCAAUGGGGAACACACAAGUGAAUGGGAAGAUAAAGCAAUGUCUACUCUGUUCAGCCUUGUGUGUGAAUUGUAUAAAGGAAUCAAGCCACCGGCCUGCACUGAAGCCCAGAAAAAACUGGACUGGACUUUUUGUUAAUACACAUUGAUACAUAUUGAGCUAUAAUAUAAUGCAAAUGUAAGAUGUGGUUUGUGCAUUUUUAGGUCAAAUGAAUGCUUCAGUAAUAUUUUGAGAUGUUGGCUCUGAAAAUGAUUGGUUGAUCUACAAAACGUGUAAUUGUGUUGUUGUGUAAAUUGUCUCCAUGAUUCAUUGGCACAUGGU
Triplophysa dalaica is the source of this 951-nucleotide messenger RNA. RefSeq names its product IFI30 lysosomal thiol reductase b (gene ifi30b). Gene Ontology annotation, molecular function: oxidoreductase activity, acting on a sulfur group of donors, disulfide as acceptor. Lineage: Eukaryota; Metazoa; Chordata; Actinopteri; Cypriniformes; Nemacheilidae. Gene Ontology annotation, cellular component: lysosome. The coding region runs from base 1 to 768 and encodes 255 amino acids. The record is from RefSeq and is a predicted model, not a curated record. The transcript has 7 exons.